AUGGUCCACACACCCUCAUCUGAGUCUGCGGUGGUUCAGUCCAUCUCCAUGGUCCACACACCCUCAGCUGAGUCUGCGGUGGUUCAGUCCAUCUCCAUGGUCCACACACCCUCAGCUGAGUCUGCGGUGGUUCAGUCCAUCUCCAUGGUCCACACACCCUCAGCUGAGUCUGCGGUGGUUCAGUCCAUCUCCAUGGUCCACACACCCUUAGCUGAGUCUGCGGUGGUUCAGUCCAUCUCAAUGGUCCACACACCCUCAUCUGAGUCUGCGGUGGUUCAGUCCAUCUCCAUGGUCCACACACCCUCAGCUGAGUCUGCGGUGGUUCAGUCCAUCUCCAUGGUCCACACACCCUCAGCUGAGUCUGCGGUGGUUCAGUCCAUCUCAAUGGUCCACACACCCUCAUCUGAGUCUGCGGUGGUUCAGUCCAUCUCCAUGGUCCACACACCCUCAUCUGAGUCUGCGGUGGUUCAGUCCAAACACCAACUCCAUGGAAAACGCACAGAUUCCAUCCUGACAUAG
Molecule: messenger RNA, 519 nt
Organism: Knipowitschia caucasica
Lineage: Eukaryota; Metazoa; Chordata; Actinopteri; Gobiiformes; Gobiidae
Source: the annotation of a GenBank genome assembly